Messenger RNA from Doryrhamphus excisus (bluestripe pipefish), 1253 nucleotides. It is a transcript of the gene lman2, whose product is annotated as lectin, mannose-binding 2. The record is from RefSeq and is a predicted model, not a curated record. Gene Ontology annotation, cellular component: Golgi membrane; endoplasmic reticulum-Golgi intermediate compartment; endoplasmic reticulum membrane. Gene Ontology annotation, molecular function: D-mannose binding. Gene Ontology annotation, biological process: endoplasmic reticulum to Golgi vesicle-mediated transport. NCBI's taxonomy places the organism in Eukaryota, Metazoa, Chordata, Actinopteri, Syngnathiformes, Syngnathidae.
UUCCUACCGGAAGAUAAUAGUACACGGACAGACCAGUUACUGGAGUCAGCAAGUGACUUAUUUUGAAGAGUUUCUUGCGGACAUUUACCACAAAAAUGAAGAGUUUUAAAAUGUUUCGCGGCUAUGCGUGUUUCUUUAUUAUAUUCACUUUUCGACUGGCGUGUAGCGACAUUACGGACGGAAACGCGGAACAUUUAAAAAGAGAGCACUCGUUAAUGAAACCAUACCAAGGAGUGGGUACCAGCCCGUCCAGCCAGUGGGAUUUCUCUGGAAGCACCUUGGUGACCAGCUCGUACGUGAGACUCACCCCGGAUGAGAGGAGCAAGCAGGGAUCCAUAUGGAAUACCGUGCCUUGUUACCUCAAAGACUGGGAGAUGCACGUCCACUUCAAAGUCCACGGACUCGGCAAGAAGAAUCUCCACGGCGACGGCAUCGCUCUCUGGUACACGAAAGACAAAGUACAUGCUGGCACCGUGUUUGGAAGCCAGGAUCGCUUUCUGGGCCUGGCUGUUUUUUUGGACACCUUCCGCAACGACCUGCACGGCAUGGACCGUUCCUUCCCGUACGUGUCGGCCAUGGUGAACAACGGCUCGCUGAGCUACGACCACGGCAAAGACGGACGCUCGUCGGAGCUGGGCGGCUGCUCGGCCGAGAUCCGCAACAGAGACACCGACACCUACCUCGCCAUACGCUACUCUAAAGGACGACUGACCGUGAUGCUGGAUGUGGACGACAAGAACGAGUGGAAGGAGUGUAUCGACAUCGGAGGCGUUCGUCUGCCGACGGGGUAUUAUUUCGGCGCAUCGGCGGCCACGGGUGAUCUCUCAGACAACCACGACAUCAUCUCCAUGAAGCUCUACCAGCUGAUGGUGGAACACACGCCCGAGGAGGAGAGCCUGGACUGGACCAAGAUCGAGCCCAGCGUCGGCCUCCUCAAGUCGCCCAAAGACAACAUCGACGAUCCGACGGGAAACUUCCGUGGAACACCUCUCACGGGAUGGAAGGUCUUCCUGUUGCUGCUGUGCGCCCUGCUGGGCAUCGUGGUGUGCGGGGUGGUGGGGGCGGUGGUGUUCCAGAAGAGGCAGGAACGGAACAAGCGCUUCUAUUGAAGACAGGAAGUGCCUGAAGGUGACGAUGAUGAUGAUGAUGAUGAUGAACUGGAAGCACAUUUAAUGUGAAUUUUUUUUUUUUUUUUUUUGGGUUUUGGGGAAGAUUUUACAAUUGUUUGCAUCCUGGUUGCUAUGGCAACAGCA